Messenger RNA from Rosa chinensis, 930 nucleotides. RefSeq names its product probable prefoldin subunit 2. Lineage: Eukaryota; Viridiplantae; Streptophyta; Magnoliopsida; Rosales; Rosaceae. Gene Ontology annotation, molecular function: protein folding chaperone. Gene Ontology annotation, cellular component: prefoldin complex; cytoplasm. Gene Ontology annotation, biological process: protein folding. The transcript has 4 exons. The coding region runs from base 270 to 707 and encodes 145 amino acids. The record is from RefSeq and is a predicted model, not a curated record.
UGAGAGCACCUUCCGUUGUACAAACAGAGGCUUGUUCGCGUCCAUCUUCGCCGUGACGCUAUAGAUCCACCAUCUCCCGCGUGCUCUCCUCUCCCAACAACAAUCAAUCUGUAAUUUCAGUGGGCUGGAGUUCAGCCAAACAUAAGUUGAUUAUGGUGAAGGAUUUGGCUUCUUGAAACUACAUAAAGCAGAACGAAGAAAAUACUCAUUACUAUCGUUUACCAUAGGCAUAUGAGAAUCUGAAUACUGAGAUUUGGGUCCAGAGAGUCAUGUCUAGUAGUAAAGCUGAAGAACCUGUAAAUGAGCAAGCAGUUGCAAAUAAGUUUGCUGCCAUGAGGUCUGAACUCAACCAAAUUUACUCUAAAAUCACUGAGCUAGAGAUGGACGUGAGUGAGCACUCAUUGGUGAUCAAUGCCAUCCAGCCACUCGACCCAUCCAGGCGGUGCUUCCGAAUGAUUGGAGGUGUGCUGGUGGAGAGAACCAUCAAGGAGGUCCUGCCUGCUGUGCAGCGUAACAAAGAAGGGAUUGAGGAGGUUAUUACUCGGCUGAAUGAGGCUUUGGAAAGGAAGAAAAAAGAAAUUUCUGACUUUGAGGCCAAGUACAAGAUCCGGAUAAGAAAGAACGACAGUGAGGAGAAGGAUGAUGGUGCUCGCAAAGAAGGAACUGCUCAAGGAGUCCUGGUCGGCCCUGCUGGUGGAAGCGAAUGAAUGAUAAAGCUCUUCCACCAGACUCAUCUUGUUUUCUGAAACCUGUUAAAUGUAGUGUGCUUUCAAGUGUACUAGGUGUGCUAGGGAUUUGGGGUUUAUGGUCCAGACUAGUAGAAUAUUACAACUCUUGCACUGAAUCAAUGACUUUGUAUUUGUAACCUUUAAUUAUGCGGUUCUUUCUUUUAGGAAGGAUUAAGGAAAAACUAGAACAAUCAUAUCAAAA